AUGGAGAAAAACCUCGAGAAGAAUCAUGAACUACAAUCAUAUCUUAACUUUACUAGUGACUCGUAUUUAGAAAGCAAUCAAAUUCAGCUGCCGAAUGAAGGUCGGGAGGAAAAAAGAAAAGUAGCCGAGGCUAUCUUCGGAUUAGGAAAUGUUUAUGGAAUUAAUAAUCAGUUUGACAAGGCAACUGAGUACUAUGAGCAAGUCGUGAAAAUUGCAAAGGAACAGAAAGAUAAAAAACAGGAGGCAAUGGCCUACAUUAAAUUAGGUGAUGCUUAUACAGAAAACAAUCAGAUUCGGACGGCACUUGAAUACUAUGAGAAAGCCUUAACAAUUGCAGAGGAACAAGGUGAUAAAGAUAUGGAAACAAAAAUAUACUUUUUGUUAGGAUGUGCCUACAUGGUGGACAAUAAGUCUGAAACAGCAAGAUACUUUGGAUACUUUGAGAAAGCAUUGGGAAUUGCAAAAGAACAAGGAGAUAAGCAGCAAGAAGGCAAGGCAUGCCUCAUAUUUGGAGCUGUUCACAUGUUUGACAAUCAGUCUCAAAAGGCAAUUGAAUUCUAUGUUAAUGCCUUAGAAAUUGCAAAGAAACAAGGAAAUAAGCAGAUGGAAAGAGAUGCAUGCAUCCUUUUGGCAAAUACUUGUUUAAUGAGCAACCAGAUUCAAAAGGCAAUUGGAUACUUGGAGAAAGCAUUAGAAAUUUCAAAGGAACGAAAAGUUGAACAGAAAGAUGCAGGUGUAUACAUGGUGUUCGAAAGAGCUUAUACAUUGGACAAUCAGAUUCAAAUAGCAAUUGAAUACUUCGAGAAAGCCUUGGAAAUUGCACAACAAGAAGAAGAUAAACAUCAAGAAGCACAGGCAUACAUUGGACUAGGAAAUUCUUAUCGUUUAAACAAACAGUUGGAAACAGAAAUUUAUUACUUCGAGAAAGCCUUGGAAAUCGUAAAGAAGCAAGAAGAUGAAGACCACGAAACAAAGGUAUCAGUUAAGUUAGGACAGGCUUAUUGUUCAAACAAACAGUUUCAAAUGGCAAUUAAACACUUCGAGAAAGCCUUGAAAAUUGCAAAGAAACGAGAGGACAAACAGCAAGAAACAGAUAUAUACUCUUUGUUAGGGGAUUCUUAUUUUUCAAACAAACAGUUUGAAACGGCAAUUGAAUACUUCGAGAAAGCCUUGAAAAUUGCAAAGGAACGAGGAGAUGAAGUCCAAGAAACAAAGGCAUCACUUGGGUUGGGAUUUGCUUAUAAAUCUAUCAAUCAGUCUCAAAAGGCAAUUGAAUUCUAUGUUAAUGCCUUAGAAAUUGCAAAGAAACAAGGAAAUAAGCAGAUGGAAAGAGAUGCAUGCAUCCUUUUGGGAAAUACUUGUUUAAUGAGCAACCAGAUUCAAAAGGCAAUUGGAUACUUGGAGAAAGCAUUAGAAAUUGCAAAGGAACGAAAAGUUGAACAGAAAGAUGCAGGUGUAUACAUGGUGUUAGGAAGAGCUUAUACAUUGAACAAUCAGAUUCAAAUAGCAAUUGAAUGCUUCAAGAAAGCCUUGGAAAUUGCACAACAAGAAGAAGAUAAACAUCAAGAAGCACAGGCAUACAUUGGACUAGGAAAUUCUUAUCGUUUAAACAAACAGUUGGAAACAGAAAUUUAUUACUUCGAGAAAGCCUUGGAAAUCGUAAAGAAGCAAGGAGAUGAAGACCACGAAACAAAGGUAUCACUUAAGUUAGGACAGGCUUAUUGUUCAAACAAACAGUUUGAAACGGCAAUUGAAUACUUUGAGAAAGCCUUGAAAAUUGCAAAGGAACGACGAGAUGAAGUCCAAGAAACAAUGGCAUCACUUGGGUUGGGAUUUGCUUAUAUAUCUAUCAAACAGUCUCAAAUGGCAAUUAAAUACUUUGAGAAAGCUUCGGAAAUUGCAAAACGGCGAGAAUGUAAAUUUGAGCAAACAUGUGCAUACAUUGGGCUAGGAAAUGCUUAUAAAUUGAACAAUCAGAUUGAAAAAGCAAUUGAACAUUUUCAGAAAGCGUUGAAAAUUGCAAAUGAAGAAGGUCAUAAACAGCUAGAAACAACCACAUACCUUGCGUUAGGAAAUGUUUAUGGUGUGGAAAACAAGCUUAACCCCAAAACGGCAAUUGAAUACUUCGAGAAAGCCUUGAAAAUUGCAAAAGAACAACAAGAUAAAAAACAGGAAACAGAUGCAUUAAUUGGUUUGAGACGUACUCAUGAAUCGAACAAUCAAGUUCAUAUGCAAACAUUCAAAGAACUUAGAGCCAAAGAAAUUGCACAACAACGAGGAGACAAACAACAGGAAAUGCAGACCUUAAGAGGAUUAGGAAAUACUUAUAUAAAAACCGUUGAGGGUCAAACGAAUAAUGGAUACUUAGAGAAAGCCGUAAAAAAUGCUUUAGAGCGUGAAGGCAAACGUCAAGACGAAAAUACUGCAAGAAAUGCAACUGAAAAAUUAUCAAGAAAUACAGGUAAGCUUAUAUCACCUUUACGUUUGAAGAAUAGUUUCGAUUACUCAAUAUACGCUUUCCCUUGACUGUAUCGUGAUGACUUAGGAUUUUACAGGGUGUCUAAAAAAACGCUAUGGAAAUUCAACAAGCCGUUGUGCAUCAUAAACGUGGCUGAACAAUUAGAUUUUUACAUAUAGGACGAAAAAACAGUUAUUUAGCUUUUCAAUGAUACUCUUUUUUAAUCGUAACCAUGAAAAAUGUCCACUUACCCGUCAAAUAAAAAUUGCCGGUGUCCCAGGAUUUUCGCCCCCCCCUACAUUUUCGCCCCCCCGCCCGGGGGCGAAAUUCCUAGGAAUAUCGCCCACCCAGGGGGGAAAAAUCCUAGGAAUUUCGCCCCCCUUUAGGAAAUUCGCCCCCUUUAUAAGGUCCCACCUUAAUAGGGUCCCAAUCUGAGAGCGAGAGCGUAAAAUUGAGUAUGUUCCUUAAAUUGGUCAGAAUAUUUUUUAAGUUUGAGGGCCCCUUACAGGACCUUCACAUGCAGUCUGGCUAAAGUAUAGCUCAAAAAUAAUGAUGUCAUGGGGCCCCCAGGGAAGAUUUGUCCCGGGCCCCACGAAUUAAUUCUCUCGGCGGUCCUGUCAAUAUCAAUGGAAUCUAAUAAUCAUGAUUUUUUCUGUGUUGGUGUAAUCUGCUCAGGUGAAUAAGAUGCUUGUGAUGUCUACUCUGAGUGUAUAUCCACACCGGGCAAGCUUGAAAAAUAUGUUUGGCCACAAUGACCAGGCAUGCUUUCCAAGCUUGCCCGAUGUGGAUAUACACUCAGAGUAUAUAGCAUCCCAAGCAUCUUAUUCACCUGAGUACAUUACACCAACACAAAAAAACCGUUUAUGACUGUUUUCAAUCUUUCGAUUUAUAGAUGAAGUCGACGAUAAUUAUCAUAAUAAAACUUUUCGAGCAUCAGACACAUCAGAUAGUGUUCAACGGCAGGACACCCAACACGAAAUUGGCGAUAAUGUUGUCAGCGUUGGUGAUAGAAUAGCAUCGGCGGAACAAAUGUUAGGGCAUUCCAAACCAAAUGGGGACAAAAAUGAAGUUGCUAUCAAAAGCAACAAAAAACCAGCUCCUGUUGCGAAUGAAACAGAUCUCAAAAGGAGCAAAGCAAAAGCUUAUCAACAAAUGGGAAACGUAUCUACUAGAACAGGCAAGUAUAAAAAAGCAAUUGAGUAUUAUCAGAAAGCACGUAAAAUAUUUCCAGGCAUCAAAACAGAUAAAGUAGAAGUGAUAGCAUAUCAAUGGCUAGGUUACAACCAUCUGCAAACUGGUCAGUACCAAGAAUCCAUAACCUAUUACAAAGAAACUUUGGAACUUGCUUCACAGCUUGGUGAUCUAAAGAGGAAAAUCAACGCUUACCUGGGAUUAGGAAGUGCAUACAGUAAUACUGGCGAGUUUGAGUCCGCACGAAAGUAUUUCUUAAAAGCACUUACAGUAGCUGAAGUCAAAGAGAUCAAUGACAAAGGUCUCCAAAAGGAAACGUACACAAACCUAGGAAAUAUAUACUACAAGAUUUGCAAGUAUGAUGCAGCUGCCAAGUCGUACCUCAAAGUUCAAGAAAUAUCCCACGAUCUUGGUGAGAAAAAAGAAGAAUGGCACGCCUAUCUCAUGCUCGGCCACACGUUUCGACAAUUAAAGAAACACGAGAAAGCCAUUGAAUCUUACCGAAAAGCAUUAGACAUUAAUAAAUAACUGGAAGAUGAAGGAAUCCUAAGAAAUAAUUCUAAGAAAGAUCAAGAAGGAAUUAUAAAUGAGUGGUGCGGAUACUGUUGCCAUUUUAUUGGUCAACAUCAUAAAGCAAUAACAUUUUAUGAGAAAGCAAAAGAUAUUGCGAAAGAAGUUGGAGACAAAUAUCAAGAAUAUCGCACAAAUCAAGCCAUCGGAAAUAUCCUCUGCAACAUUGGUAAUUACGCGAAGGCGAAUGAAAAUUACCAAGAAGCUUUCAGAAUUGCUGUGAAACUUGGUGAUAAACAUUGUGAAGGAACAUCAUGUUUAAAUUUGGCAUCAGUUUGUAGCAAAGAUUGUGAUUACGAGAUUGCGAUAAAAUGGUACGAAAAGGCACUGGAUGUUUUUGGAACGGAGUUUGAUGAUCACAUUCUGAAAGAGAAGGCUCUUACUGGUUUGGCUAUUCCCUGGUUUAAUCUUGGAAAUACUCGAAAAGCAAUUAAAUCAGUUCAAAGAGCUCAAAAAAUUUCUAUUGAGAAAACCGACAAAGGUAAUUAUUUCUGAUAAUCAAUGUUAAAAUUCAAAUAGUGCAUAAAAAGAAAGUACGUUUGGCUAAUUUUUUCGUCAAAUAUUGCAUGUAUAUUGAAGUUCUAAACUUUUGAAAAUUGUAUUCGCAUUACGGCAGAUUACCUUGACAUCGACCUUACGCACCAGAACAGAAAUUUUACAAAGAAAAUCUCGUCGUCACAAACACCAGGUAAGUUCAAUUGAAAGCGUUUUACAAUCGUUAUAAUUUGAUUGUUGAAAUUUAGAUAUUUUGCUGCAAAUAUACCAACAAAAAAAAUUGAAAGAACAACGAUUUAGAUCCGUAUUUUUGGACAUUCAAGUAUUAUUUGUUGAAAAAGAAGCAUCUAACAUAUGUGAUUUUUCCUAUUUUUUGGCUCCACGCGUUGGUCGGGUUCAGUACUACAACAAAUAAAAGCGAUAGCGUCAUAACUAAUGUCAACUAUACUUAAGGUGGCUCGAUACAGUUUAGGUUUUGUGCAGCAGAUAUCAGGAUGUUCAUCAUCUAUUUUUAAUCAUUUUUCUUUUAAAUUAUGCCAGUUUUGGUAACAUAAAUCUCGUCGCUACGGCAACACACGCGUAAGGAAUUCACCCUAUAAUACCCUAUUGGUUUGUGUAUUUGAAAAAGAAGCACGGUGACUGUCAUCAAUUGUGCACAGUGCACUACUUUUUUUAGAACAUAGCCUAUAACAAUAAGCAAAAUAUUAAAAAAUUGUAGAUGCCAUUAAAAAACCCCGCCGAAAUGUCGUUUUCUUUGAUAAAAUAUUUUUGCAUUGCAGAAUUUUUUUAACCUUGGUAUAUUGAAAUAUUUUAAAAAUACAAUACAAAAAUGAAAUAUAGCUCACUCCUUUUUUACUCACGGAUGUUGCGGAGCAACACUUUGUGCCAAUUGGCAUUUGUUGUGAC
This is a messenger RNA of Paramuricea clavata, 5620 nucleotides long. NCBI's taxonomy places the organism in Eukaryota, Metazoa, Cnidaria, Anthozoa, Malacalcyonacea, Plexauridae. The record is from the annotation of a GenBank genome assembly.